AUGAUUGCAGUGGAUCAUCACAGCUUCGCUGGCAACUUUUCUCUGAACCCCACCUCCCUGGCUGCUGCGGAGAUGCUGACGGAGCAAUACCCCAACGACGACCUGGUGUACGACCACCUGGCCUUCCGCACGCUGGGCGUGCCUGGGCUGGGCAUCGAUUCGCUGGCGCCCACCUUCCUGGAGCUGGGCUGGCGGGCGCGCGACGAGCUGCGCUUCCCGGCCAAGAAGCUGCGUGCGCGCUGGUUCGCGCCGCCCUGCCCCUCCCUGCCCCGCAUCUUCAUCUCCGAGCUGCUGGUGGGGGAGGUGGACGCCGCCGCACGCGAGGCCAUCGCCGCCACGCUGGGCGCCACGCCGCGCACUCUGCUGGCGCGGCACUCGCUGCUGGCCGCCGCGGGAGGCGGCACGCCCUGGCCCGCACCCUCCCGCGCGCAGUACGCGGCGGUGGCCGCCGAGAGCGAGUACGGGGCCUGGGUGCUCGCCAACGGCGCGGCCCUGAACCACACCACGCUCUCUGUGCAUGCCAUGCGGGACGUGGCGGGGCUGGACGACCUCAUCGGCCGCCUGCAGGGCGCCGGCUUUGCGCUGAACGCAGAGGGCGGCGCGGUCAAGGUGUCCCCAGACGGCCUGCUGCGCCAGGCCUCCACGCGCGCCGACGCGCGCCUGUUUUCUUUCUCCUGCGGGGCCUCCGCGCUGGUGCCCACCUCCUACAUCGAGUUCGCGGAGCGGCUGGUCCUGCCCGAGUUCCAGGGGCUGGCGGAGGACCAGGUCCAGGAGCACCACCGCCGCGAGGGGUUUGAGGUGGGUAACGCAGACAAGAUUUUUGAGAGCACCUACUCCUCCAAAGCGGCCUGA
Auxenochlorella protothecoides is the source of this 852-nucleotide messenger RNA. RefSeq lists its product as hypothetical. The coding region runs from base 1 to 852 and encodes 283 amino acids. The record is from RefSeq and is a predicted model, not a curated record. The transcript is spliced from 2 exons. Lineage: Eukaryota; Viridiplantae; Chlorophyta; Trebouxiophyceae; Chlorellales; Chlorellaceae. Gene Ontology annotation, molecular function: oxidoreductase activity.